Mirounga angustirostris (Northern elephant seal) is the source of this 6572-nucleotide messenger RNA. It is a transcript of the gene SAMD11, whose product is annotated as sterile alpha motif domain containing 11. Gene Ontology annotation, molecular function: DNA binding; protein binding. The transcript has 13 exons. The record is from RefSeq and is a predicted model, not a curated record. Bases 442 to 3102 code for a protein of 886 amino acids. NCBI's taxonomy places the organism in Eukaryota, Metazoa, Chordata, Mammalia, Carnivora, Phocidae.
GGCGGCGAGGCGGGGCUGGGGCCUGGGACCCCCGGGCGGGGCGGGGCGCAGGGCCGGAGACUUCUGGACUCCACUGCCCGGCUGGGCCCUGCGGGCGGACCAGCGAGCGGGGCCGCCCCAGGGGGCGCGGGCGCAGGUGGCCCAGGGCCCUGGGGAGCCCUGGGGCCCCGGGGCUGCGGCGCUCGGCAGGUCGAUAGGGGAUCGAUAGGAGCUCCCGCAGCACCAUGUCUCGGGCAGCCAAGGCCCCGGCAGCCGGCCGAGAAGCGGCCCGUGGUGGCCCGGCGGGCGGCGCGGCCGCAGGUGCCGGGGCGCAGUAGCGGGUAGGGCGGGCGCGCGGCCGGGAGACUCCCGGGCCCCCAGCCCUCGAGACCCAACUCCAGCCCAGGCCCGAGCAAGUUGCGCCGGCGGCGGAGAGCCAGGCUACAAGGCCACCGGCCCGUCAUGCCAGCGGUCAAGAAGGAGCUCCCAGGCCGCGAAGACCUGGCCCUGGCUCUGGCCACCUUCCAUCCGACCCUGGCCGCACUGCCACUGCCGCCGCUCCCAGGCUACCCGACACCGCUGCCAGCUGCGGCCGCCCUGCCCCCGGCCGCCUCGCUACCCGCCGCGACCGCUGGCUACGAGGCGCUGUGGGCUCCACCACUCCGCUCCCCGCGCGCCUACCUGAGCCUGCACGAGGCCGCCCCGCACCUCCACCUGCCCCGGGGCCCUCUGGCCCUCGAACGCGUCUCAGCCACUGCGGCCGCGGCCCCGGAUUUCCAGCCGCUGCUGGACAACGGCGAGCCGUGCAUCGAGGUGGAGUGCGGCGCCAACCGCGCGCUGCUCUACGUGCGCAAACUCUGCCAAGGCAGCAAGGGUCCGUCCAUCCGCCACCGCGGCGAGUGGCUCACACCCAACGAGUUCCAGUUCGUCAGCGGCCGAGAGACGGCCAAGGACUGGAAGCGCAGCAUCCGCCACAAAGGAAAAAGUCUGAAGACGCUUAUGUCCAAGGGGAUUCUGCAGGUGCACCCUCCGAUCUGCGACUGUCCGGGCUGUCGAAUAUCCUCCCCGGUGAACCGGGGGCGGCUGGCAGACAAGAGGACAGUUGCCCUGCCCACUGCACGGGUCCUAAAGAAGGAGCUGACCCCCAGCUUCUCGUCCCGUGAUGGUGACAGCGAUGGGAGUGGCCCAGCCUGUGGGCGGCAACCAGGCUUGAAACAGGAGGACACCCCACAUGUCCCUAUCAUGAGGAGAAGAGUCCACACCCACUGGGACGUGAACAUCUCCUUCCGAGAGACGUCCUGCAGCCAGGACAGCGACCUGCCCACCCUCAUAUCCAGUGUCCACCGAAGCCGCCACCUCGUUAUGCCCGAGCAUCAGAGCCGCUGUGAAUUCCAGAGAGGUGGUGUGGAGAUAGGCCUGGGAGCCUCAGGUGACCUGUUGGGCAAGAGGCUAGGCCGCUCCCCCCACAUCAGCAGUGACUGCCCAUUGGAGAAAAAGGCACGAAGCAAGUCGCCCCAAGAGACUCUGUUGCUGCCAGAACUAGGGCCCAGCAUGGCCCCUGAGGAUCACUACCGCCGGCUCGUGUCUGCCCUGAGUGAGGCCAGCACCUUUGAGGACCCCCAGCGUCUCUACCACCUGGGCCUCCCCAGCCAUGAUCUCCUGAGGGUCCGGCAGGAGGUGGCAGCAGCAGCUGUGAGGAGCCCCAGUGGCCUGGAAGUCCACCUGCCCUCAUCCACGGCAGGUCAGCGUCGAAAGCAGGGCCUGGCUCAGCACCGAGAGGGCACCGUGCCAGCUGGCACCCCAUCCUUCUCAGAGAGGGAGCUGUCGCAGCCGCCCCCCUUGCUGUCACCCCAGAAUGCCCCGCACAUCGCCCUGGGUCCUCACCUCAGGCCCCCCUUUUUGGGGGUGCCCUCGGCUCUUUGCCAGACCCCAGGUUACGGGUUCCUGCCCCCUGCCCAGGCAGAGAUGCUGGCCCGGCAGCAGGAGCUCCUGCGAAAGCAGAACCUGGCCCGGCUGGAGAUGUCGGCAGAGCUGCUGCGUCAGAAGGAGCUGGAGAGCGCGCACCGGCCUCAGCUGCUGGCGCCCGAAGCCGCCCUGCGCCCGUCUGAGGGCGCCGAAGAGUUGCAGCGGCGCGGGGCCAUGCUGGUGCUGAGACACAGCUCCGCGCCGCUGCUGGCCCUGCCCCCCCAGGGACCCCCAGGCCCCGGCCCACCCACCCCUCCCCGGGAGCCUGUCCGCCGAGCCCUUCGGAAGGGGGGGCCCAGCCCCGCCUCAGCCCACUCCAGUGAGUCCAAGGAGACCACGGGGGCUGGGCUCUGGGCACAAGAUGGCUCUGAGGAUGAGCCCCCCAAGGAUUCAGAAGGAGAGGACCCUGAGAUGGUGGCUGCUGGGGGCCAGGGCCCCAACCUGGGCCAAGCCCCAACUGGAGGGGCCAGCCCUGAGGGGAAGGGGCUUCUCUCAGGGUCCAUGCUGCCCCCUCCACUGCCCCUGGGCUUACCCUACGCCGUCAGCCCCUACUUCCACACAGGCACCAUGGGGGGACUCUUCAUGGAUGGGGAGGAGGCCACAGCCCCUGAGGACCUCAGCAAGUGGACAGUGGACGAUGUCUGCAGCUUUGUGGGGGGCCUGUCUGGCUGUGGAGAAUAUGCACCGGUGUUCAGAGAACAGGGGAUCGACGGGGAGACCUUGCCCCUGCUGACCGAGGAGCACCUCCUGACCACCAUGGGGCUGAAGCUAGGGCCUGCUCUCAAGAUCCGGGCCCAGGUGAGUGCCAGCUGGGGGCAGGAGUCUCCAGACAACGGUGGGUCAGCACUGAGCUCUUUGUGGCUGCAGGCCAGCAGGCCAGCAGCGCCCCCACCCAGGCCCGUCUCUCCGCAGGUGGCCAAGCGCCUAGGCCGAGUCUUCUACAUGGCCAGCUUCCCUGUGGCUCUGCCGCUGCAGCCACCGACGCUGCGGGCCCCAGAGCGGGAGCUCACCUCUGGGGAGCAGCCCCUGUCCCCAACAAUGGCCCCCUCCCCCUAUGGGGGGGGACACCCCCCUGCUGGCCGAGCCUCGCCCAAGCAAGAGAAUGGAACUGUGGCUCUGCUCCCCGGCCCCGCAGAACCCCCCCAGCCUCUGUGCUGAGCUGGUGGGUAAACCACCCUGACCCCUAAGUCCUUCAGUGCCAGCAGCUGAUGCAAAAGACCCCACCCCACAGCUUACUUGCGUUUUGGAUUUGGAUGCAGAAACACAAAGAAUUUUUAAAAGGAAAAUGUGACUUAAGAGGAAAAGAGUUUUCAGAACUUUCUGGGGUGGCCAUACAGCCAGGUGCAGACAGCCUGGGGACCCAAACCUGAGCCCAGGCAUGGGCACUCUGCAUCCUGGGUGCCUGCAGACAAACCACAGAAUGACAGAGGAGGCACGUCAUGCCACACUGGCCGCGGCCGUGCCUGCUCGCUCUGUCUAGCACUGGGACUGCUCCUUGCGAGGCUUUCCGCAUCCUGCCAUCAGGGGCAAGAGGUCGGGGCAGAGUCCCACUCCAGACCAGCUUCUCGCACAGGCUUGAUGUAUCUAACCCAAUACUGUGGGGCGCAGCAGUAAACAGCCCCCAUGGUGCUGGUUUCCAUCCCCACGGCCACGACUCCAGGGAUCUGUGCAGGGCUCAGUACUUUCUGGUCUCUCAUGUUGUAAAAAUAAAGCCCCAUCCACCAUCUACUGCCCUUCCCCCCGCAGCAUGGGCCCUGACCUCCAGGCUCAGGGCCAGCCAAGAAGCUACAAGCCCAACUGCCUGGUGAGGUGGGAGCACUGCACAGCAGUCCCCACAGGUCCCCAGGCUGGCAGCCCUCAGUCCUCCUCAGAGAGCUGCAGAUCCUGCAACUCAUCCUCUGGUCCCUGGGCCAGCCGCCACAGCUCCCGAAGGUCCAGGCCCGCUUCUGUGUCUGGGCCUCCAUCUGCAGGGAGAGACCAAGGCAACAUAAAUUCUGCUUUAUCAGGAAGAAGCCAGCCUUGGAGAUUCCUCAUCACUAAUUAAUCACAGCCCUAAUUAAUUUAUUGGUGCCACUGUUACUGGCUGCCAGAACCAGCGGGAACACAGCAGCUGGCCUGGCAUCCCUAAGGAAGGGUGUGGGCCCAGCUUAGAGCCAUCCUCCCACCCGAUGGCCCUGCCUGCCCAUGCACCCACGCCCAUGACAGCCUUGGGCUCCUGGACAGAUAGGCUCAAAGGGCCACAGCACUACCCCUCACCCCCAGGAACCACUUACCUUUUGAACUGCCGACUUCUUCCUGGCUGCCAUCCUCCUCCUCCUCCUCCUCCUCUACCCUCUGCCAAGCUCUUGGGGACCCAGGCAUCCCUGGGGACCAAGGAGAAGAGCCCAUGGGAGUGGGCCUGCCAGCAAAUGCACACUGGGGGAAGCUAAUGCAGGAAGGUGGGCCAGGCUCACAACCCCACACCCACCCACCUUUCCCUCAGGCCCCCUUGGGGCAGGUGGAGAGGGCUCCCAAGUGCCCAGCAAGGAGUGGGAGCGAGGGAACAAGGUCUGGGGACAUGUGUUCCAAUUCCAGGAGGCCCUCACCUCAGAGCAAGCAGAGUGGUGGGAGAAGGGCCCCAGCAAACAUGAGCGGUAAGGUGGGAGCCGGCACCCCCUUCUGGUUCCAUGAGGUGUCUGAGGAAGCCUUCCAGGUCCACCUUCCCCUUCCCCGCAGGGAGCUCAGGCCCCUACCUCUCUCUGAGAAGUCCAUGGUACUAUCUUCCUCAUCACUGUCCAGGUCAAAGAGAUCUUUAAAUUCCACUCUGUCUUCAUUCUUGUCUCCUACCUUCCGCCGCUUUAUCUCUGGCAAGUUCAAAUCUUCCAGCUGGAAGGACCCGGAAUCAGAGCAGGAGGUGAGGGUGGUCAGGUGGCUCUGAGAGCCCACCGAGGCCUGGUCCCCAACCUGCCCUGUCUCAGCCCUGGGCCCCACCCUCCACCUAAAGGCUUAGCCCACAGCCACAGCGAGGUCACAUCGUGCGUCACAUAACAAGAACCCUGACCACAGUCACUGUCUCCCUCUCCCUCACAUUCCCAAAGACAGGCUUUAUCCAAACCCAGUGCCCCAUUCCCUCCUCCGUUGCCCUUCAAGCUUCACCUCCCAACCAGUCUUCCACACCAACUCUGCUUGGCCACUUUUUCUAGCCAACUCUUGGUCAGCAUCACUGGAGAGGACUCCUGGACAGCCGCCCUGCCAGGCAGGUGAGGAGGCCCCAGCCACACACUGGCCACCAAGUGCCAUCAAAGGUAGAAUCACACCCACUGGCUGGAGGCCCAGCUGCAGCCCCUCACCUCUCUGUCUCCAACCUUCAACCAUCAAUCCCAGAAACGACAGCAGACCCAUGACGACAUGAGCCCAAGGACACAGACAGAGGCAUGCCACUUAGCAUGUGCCCUCAAGUCACACCAUCCCACACCCACUGGCCAGGCCCAGACUCAGAGCAUAGCCCCUCCUGUGCCUCCUGCCGAUCCUCUGGUGUCCAAGGUCAGUCUAGCCACUCCCUCCUCCAAAAUCCCCAGCCAGUCUGGCCUCCAGGGACUCCUGAAGGUCGUAAGAGAAGCCCUGAUUACCCAGUUUUGCAUGACGUCUGCCCCUUCAGAGCGGCCACAGGACAGGCUGCAGCUGCGAACAGGCCCCAGCCAUCCUGCUGACGUUGUCCCUGGGACUGUCCCCUCCCACAAGCCCCCUUCCCCACUCUGAUCUUAAAGUCACAGCCAGGGAGCUGGACCCUUGUCUCAGAACAAACCAGGUGGUCAUGCCUGCCCAUAUCCCCCCCUACCCGCCCCCCAGCAAACGUCCCCUGCAGACAUACACGCUCUUUGCCACUGAUCUCCAGCUGGAUCUCUCGCUCCCUCAGCUUCCGCCACUGGCUGUAGUACUUGCUGAGAGGGGUCCCUUCCUCUCGGGUCUGCUUCUCCCAGGCAUCCUGUGGGGAGAGGUCCAGGAUCAUGUCCCAUCCUGGGCAAACCUCCAAAGCCCAGCCCUGCACUGACUAGUACGCUCAGGCAGUGCCACCUGCCCAGCCACCCUCCCGGGCUCCCAACUGACCACCGCGUGCUGCUCGGCCACACCAAAGGAGGCCCCCUGGCGGCGGCUGCAGAUGUACCCUGCAUUCUCCUGCACCUUCUCCAGCAGCUGCUGCAGCUGCCGGCAGUAGUUGGCCACCUUGCAUUCCCGGAGGAAGGACUUCAGCUGCAGAAGGAAGAGCGGCUCAGUCAGGGUCCAGACGCAGGCCUGCUCUGCACCCCACAAUCUGUCUGGGUCACACAUGACCACAGGGAGGUGGUGGGGGAGCAGGGAACAUGGGUUCAUGUGUCUCACAGCCCAAGUGCACAAGUCUGGCCCUGGGGAGCCCUAGUGCACACAGCUGGGGAGUGGGGCCCAAGUGCACACACCAGACUGUGGGGAAGGGGGCGCUGCAUGACCGCUGCUGCCGGGGCCUACGGGGGCUGGAGAGCAGAUGGCCCAUCCCAUAGGCCAGGCAGAGGCAUGGAGGCCGCAGUGGGGCAGCAUGGAUCUAUCCUCCAGAUCAAAUCCCACCCUCAGCCUGUCUCUGUAAAUAAAGUUGUAUUGGUACAUGUCCACACUCA